AUGAGCGCGCGCCGCCAGCCGCUUCCUGCGAACGCAGGACUGAAGCAGACGCCGUCUGCAAACGAUUCCUCUGCCGCGUGCUUGAACUUUCCUGCUCGGCCAGGCACGCCCGAAGCCGUGCGAAAGUUCCGCAAGUCGUACUUCGCCGAGCCGGGGACGCGCAUUGUGCAUCCUGGCUUGAUUGACGACGUCAAGCACAUCGAUGCCACACGAAAGUUUGGUAUCACGUCCAAGAACAGCGACCACGUCUCGGACAUCAUGCCUGCCAAAGUGCCGACGGAACACGCGCUAAUCACCCAGCAAAAACUGGAGGCGCUGUACAUGAGUUCCAAGCGCGAACCGUUGGGCACAACGUACUCGCGCGGGCACCACUUCGAUCCAACCGCGACGUUUGGGGCGCCGUCGGAGCCGAGCGACGUGGCCAAGGACGUCCUGUACGGCAUCCCGUUCAAUGAGACAGCCGAGACCAAGGCUUUGUACAAGCGCAGCCACGGGAGCUGCGACCCCGGCGAGCAGAAGAACCGGCAGUACGCCAAUGUGGACUUGGCCAAGGCGCGGUUUGGCAUGCACAAGCGAAAGGACGAGGGCGGCGUGGAGGCCAUUCUCAACCCCGAAAUGGACGACCACGUGAGCAAGGUCGUGAUCGCCAAGAAGAACGUCGAAGACAUGAAAAACACGAUGGAUAUGCUGGGGAAGCCGCGCAACCUAGGCUUCAACCACGCCACCAGUCCAGACCAUGUGUUUGGCGUGAAGCAUGCCAAGGGCUGUGCCGACGCCGCGCUUACCAUCCAUGGCUCGUACUCGUUUGAAGAGCAGCAGCCAGAUGCAGAUCUCGGCAAGCCAGUGAACCGCGGGUGGAUGAACGCUACCGAUGAGCACCGGUCGUUUGGAGUGCCCAGCAUUCGGUCCGAUGUUGCCCCUCCGUCCAAGCGGUCCAUUGCCGACGCCCAGAACUAUGGCGACGACGUCAACGCGCACGAGUUGCUGUACCCAAACCAGUACUCGGCACUUGGUGUUGAAGACGCCGAGUUUACGACAGUGAGGACCAAAGCGUUUCUGACAAACUUGUUUAGCAAGAUGGGGUACGACGAAAUUCCGCCCGACGUGCUCGACCAAGUGUAUGUCCGCGCGACGCUUCGAACAGAGUACACGCCCAAAGGCGUGGCGAGCAUCCAGGACUUUCGAGAGGUGCUCAACGACUACUUGGACGCCCGGGACGCCGGCCCCGCGGCUGUUGGCCAAUGGAAGGCUCAAUUAUAA
This is a messenger RNA of Aphanomyces astaci, 1260 nucleotides long. RefSeq lists its product as hypothetical. The transcript is spliced from 4 exons. The record is from RefSeq and is a predicted model, not a curated record. Lineage: Eukaryota; Oomycota; Saprolegniomycetes; Saprolegniales; Verrucalvaceae. The coding region runs from base 1 to 1260 and encodes 419 amino acids.